Molecule: messenger RNA, 1103 nt
Organism: Archocentrus centrarchus (flier cichlid)
Lineage: Eukaryota; Metazoa; Chordata; Actinopteri; Cichliformes; Cichlidae
Product: protein lifeguard 1
Exons: 6
Coding region: 151-1017 (288 amino acids)
Biological process (GO): negative regulation of apoptotic signaling pathway
Cellular component (GO): membrane; endoplasmic reticulum; Golgi apparatus
Source: RefSeq, a predicted model, not a curated record
CUAGUAGGAAGUGAAACUCUGCAUUCCAUUAACACCCCUUCAACACCCACCAGUAAAGGCUUCUUUUUUAACCUACAUCACAUGAAGUACUGAGCAAUUAUUAUUGUUCGUGGACACAGGAAUUACCCAGCAAAAGAGUUUUUUACCAGAAUGUCAGCUUCCAAAGAAACACAACAUGCUCCCGGCUCUUAUGUCCCCUCAUCAUCCACAUAUUCCUACCAAGGAGAGCAGCCUCCACCCUACUCUGGAGCCCCACCAAUGUACAACUCACCCAAAACUGAGACAACUUGCACCCAUCAGUAUGAGUCUUUCUCUGACAUAAACCCAGAGAUAUCAUCGGACACGACUCCGCUGAUCUCCUCGUCUUCCUUUGAUGAUCAGACUGUGAGGAAAGGCUUUGUUAGAAAGGUGUUUAGCAUUGUGGCAAUCCAGCUGCUGUUCACCUGCACUGUGGUGUGCGUGUUCACCUUCUCCAGCGUGGUCAAAGAGGAAGUGCAGUCACACCUGUGGGCCUAUCUCAGCUCCUUCAUCAUCUUCCUCGUGGUUGUCAUCGCCCUUAACUGCUGCAAGUCCUUCAGUCGCCAACAUCCCUGGAACAUCGUUGCACUGUUUGUUAUCACUGUGAGCUUUUCAUUCAUGAUGGGGACCAUCGCCUCCUAUCACAAUACCGCUGCCGUGAUCAUCACUAUGGGAGCAACACUGGUCAUUUCUAUCACAAUAAUGGUUUUUUCAGUGCAGAAUCGUUUUGACUUCAGUAUUUGCAACAGUAUUUUGUUGGUUGUGAUUGUGGACAUCGCCUUGUUUGGGAUAUUUUGCUCCUUCUACUACACCUACAUUGCCGAAGUGAUCUAUGGAUGCCUGGGAGCUCUGUUGUUUUCACUGUACCUGGCAAUCGACUGCCAGCUGAUGAUGGGGAUGAUGAGCUACCGUGCGGAUCCAGAAGACUACGUCAACGCUGCUCUCCGUAUCUACCUGGACGUAGCCUUAAUCUUCCUCUUCCUACUGGGGAGGAGGUGAAACUGCAAACAAAACCCCCCCUGAAUACUUCAGAUUGUAAAUUAAAAUGUCCUUUAUCAUUAUGUACUGUAUGUUUGCACAGAAUA